Molecule: messenger RNA, 1645 nt
Organism: Colias croceus (clouded yellow)
Lineage: Eukaryota; Metazoa; Arthropoda; Insecta; Lepidoptera; Pieridae
Gene: mei-W68
Product: meiotic recombination protein SPO11
Exons: 10
Coding region: 277-1596 (439 amino acids)
Biological process (GO): reciprocal meiotic recombination; meiotic DNA double-strand break processing; meiotic DNA double-strand break formation
Cellular component (GO): nuclear chromosome
Molecular function (GO): DNA binding; DNA topoisomerase type II (double strand cut, ATP-hydrolyzing) activity; ATP binding
Source: RefSeq, a predicted model, not a curated record
AUUGAAUCUGGCACAAGGAUAAUUUGGAGGUGUACGGUCAAAGCGCUUUAUCUUUUCUGUGUUUUUGUUUUACACCUACCUAUAUGAUAAUUGUUUCUGGCUAUUUAUAGCGCGCAAGUCGGAUGCGCCACCGACGAUGAAUUUGUGCUGUUCGCUUCUUUGCCCGACUUCGUUGUAAAAACACUCGAGAAGUUGCUCUAUUGUCUCGUGGCCUUUUAUGAGCUCCGUUUUGUGAAGCUGUUAUUGUUUGCGGUCGAUAAACAUCUCGCCAAUAGAAUGGACUUAAUGAAUAAAAAUCUAUUGAUGUUGAAGAUAGAUUUAGCUGUAAAUUCCGGACCGUUUAAACAGGAUCCCAAGUUAGUCGCAGCAAUCGAUAAACUAUUUUAUAAUAACACAAAAGAAGUUUUAGGAGAAACGGUGUUAUUACCUGAACGUAAACUAGAUUUCGCAGAGGUUAAUCAGUUGUUGAAACAAACCCCAGUUGAAAACGAUAAAUCGUUGGAUAAUGUGAUAAAGGAUACGUAUAAUAAUAGAAAGAACAUCCUUAGGAAAAUAGAAACGUUUCUUGGAGAUAUAAAUAAACGCGCAGAAGAAGGUGACACUCCAAAACUUAUAAUAAGAAACCAGAGAUUGUGGAGCAACUGUGUUUACGAUCUUGAUAGGGUUACAUUGAAAGAAUUAGAAGUUGCUAAAACUACCACCAUUCAAUAUUCAAGAGCUGAAGAUAAAUCUCGUUUCAAUACGAUUGUGUUUGUUUUAACGAGGGUUCAUGAACUUAUAACGAAAAACUUAACAGUCACAAGGAGAGAAUUAUAUUAUCAAAACGUGGCUAGAUUCAGGAAUCAAGGUGAUUUAGAUAUAGGAGUUAGGGAUGUGUGCUGCCUUCUGGAAUGUCCACCUUGGGAUCUAGGUAUUGUGGCUACUGCUAAAGGACUUAUAGCGGGACCUUUAAAAAUAGUCAACAAUGAUGGUUCUGUUACUGAUUGUUCAACGUCUGGAGGUACAUUAGUACCCCAAGAUAUUCAAAACAUAAAAGAGUUCAAGACUUCUGCGAAGUAUAUCCUAGUCGUAGAAAAAGACGCUGUAUUUCAGAAGCUACUUGAUGAAGGUGCACUUGUCCGGUUACGCCCAGUUAUUAUUUUAACGGGUAAAGGCUACCCCGAUGUGUGCACUCGACAACUGCUAUGUAGACUAGUAACGGAAUUGAAGUUGAAAGCAUUAGCUCUUGUUGAUGCUGAUCCGCACGGUUAUGAAAUAUUUCUCACGUACAAAUAUGGCUCUUUGGCUCAAUCCCACCUUUCGUCAUCGCUAGCGUGUCCCAAGCUCUUGCUCCUCGGAGCUCGUCACCAGGAUGUCAUGACGCUGGCCCCGAAGGCAUCUCGACUUGUCCUUACCGCUUUGGAUAAACGAAAACUUGCGUCUUUAAUGGCUAGACCGUAUCUCAAUACUGCUAUGGGUUCUCAUAUAAAGCAAGAGUUAAAAGCAAUGCUAGACAGUGGAGUAAAGGCAGAGAUAGAAGCAUUGGCGUCUUCAGCAGCAGCGCUCUGUGAUUCCUAUCUACCCUCAAAGAUAAUACAAGCUGAAUACCUAGGAUAGAAAAUAGUUACUCAGAAUAGUAAAACUGGAAAUGGUUUCUAAUAAAAUG